AUGAAAAGUAGUAAGGAAAAUACAAAAUUGAAAAUUGAAAGUGUAGGACCUAAAUUAAGCUAUCAUAAUUAAUUAAAAUAAAAAGACGACAACCAAUCUUAAAUAUUCUCAAAAGAUUCUCUUAAGGAAAGAAAUAAAGGUUAAUUAUAAGCAAGUGUCUUAAAUCAAAAAGAUUAGUUGUCUUUAAAAAAUUAUUCUGAUUAUAAAGAAAUCACGAAAAAAACGAUGAAUAAAUAUUAAAUUGAUAAUUAAAUUGGUGACGAAGGUGCAUCAGGCUUAGGUUCUGGUUUAGCAAAUUGCAUUAAUCUCUCAAAUUUGACACUUGACCUUUGUUACAAUUAAAUUGGUGACGAAGGUGCAUCAGGCUUAGGUUCUGGUUUAGCAAAUUGCAUUAAUCUCUCAAAUUUGACACUUGAACUUAGUUACAAUUAAAUUGGUGACGAAGGUGCAUCAGGCUUAGGUUCUGGUUUAGCAAAUUGCAUUAAUCUCUCAAAUUUGACACUUAACCUUAAUUACAAUUAAAUUGGUGCAAUGGGUGUAUCAGUCUUAGGUUCUGGUUUAGCAAAUUGCAUUAAUCUCUCAAAUUUGACACUUGACCUUUCUUACAAUUAAAUUGGUGACGAAGGUGCAUCAUGCUUAGGUUCUGGUUUAGGAAAUUGCAUUAAUCUCUCAAAUUUGACACUUGACCUUUUUGGUAAUUAAAUUGGUGACGAAGGUGAAUCAGGCUUAGGUUCUGCUUUAGCAAAUUGCAUUAAUCUCUCAAAUUUGACACUUAACCUUUAGUAAAAACAGUUUAUUUGUUUUGGAUUGUGA
Molecule: messenger RNA, 813 nt
Organism: Tetrahymena thermophila SB210
Lineage: Eukaryota; Ciliophora; Oligohymenophorea; Hymenostomatida; Tetrahymenidae
Product: SLEI family protein
Exons: 8
Biological process (GO): nucleocytoplasmic transport; activation of GTPase activity
Cellular component (GO): cytosol; perinuclear region of cytoplasm; nucleus
Molecular function (GO): small GTPase binding; GTPase activator activity
Source: RefSeq, a predicted model, not a curated record